AUGAUGCCACGACUUCAAUUAUUUCUGUUGUUGCGUGAUAGAGCUUUUUUCACUGCUCGAAGGUGGUCUGUUAAUGACUUUACACUUCGUACGCAUACUUGCGGAGAAUUACGUGUGGGACAUGAAAACCAAAAGGUAACUUUAUAUGGAUGGUUACAAUUUAAUCGCCUAAAUCGUUUUCUGGUUUUACGAGAUGCCUAUGGCUGUGUUCAAGCUAGAAUUCCCGAAAAAAGGAAAGAUUUAAUCGAAAAAAUCAAAAUGAUCAACUGCGAAUCUGUUCUAAAAAUUGAAGGAGUAGUUGCAGAUAGAGGUGAACAAUAUCGUAAUGCAAAUAUGCGAACAGGUGAUAUUGAGGUAUUAGUGGAUGAUUUAAAAUUAUUGAAUACUUCACCAGCAAAUUAUCCACUGAAUGAAGUAACAUCUACAGAGGAGACGAAACUUCGAUAUCGUUUUCUGGACUUAAGAACAGAGCGAAUGCAGCGAGCACUUAGGUUAAGAGCAAACGUUGUUCAUGGAAUUCGAAAAUAUUUGGUUGAAAAAGCGAAUUUUACUGAGGUGGAAACACCAACUCUGUUUCGACGAACUCCCGGUGGUUCACAUGAAUUCAUUGUUCCUGCACCAAAACCAAAUCUUAGGAAAUUUUAUUCUUUACCUCAAAGCCCUCAACAGUUCAAACAAUUGUUAAUGUGUGGUGGUAUUGAUAGGUAUUUUCAGAUAGCUCGGUGUUAUCGUGAUGAAGGUGCAAAGUCAGAUCGACAACCUGAAUUCACACAAGUUGAUAUCGAAUUAUCUUUCACUGAUCAAGAUAAUGUUAUGAAAUUAAUAGAGAAUAUUAUUGUGGAAUCAUGGCCUAAAGAAUUGGAUGACUUGAAACCUUCAGCACCAUUUAAGCGGAUGAAAUAUUUGAAGGCAGAACGUUUAUUUGGUACAGAUAAACCAGAUUUGCGUAUUCCAUGGACUAUCGAAGAUUGCACUUCCGAGCUUUCAUUCUUACGAAAACGUGAAAUUCCAAAUUUUGUUGUGAAAAUUUUCAUUGCUAGAAAUGCAGAUGAUGUUGUAAAUGAGAAAAAUUUAGAUGAAUGGAGUCGAAUUUUGCAAGAUAAUAUGUUAUCAAAGAAUUUUAAAUUUCUGAAGAUGUCGGAAAAGAAUUGGUUUGUGGAAAUUCGAAAUAACAUUCUGAUAGAAAAAUUUGGCAUCAACGAAAAAGAUACUGCUGUCAUAUCGUGA
Brugia pahangi is the source of this 1227-nucleotide messenger RNA. The record is from the annotation of a GenBank genome assembly. NCBI's taxonomy places the organism in Eukaryota, Metazoa, Nematoda, Chromadorea, Rhabditida, Onchocercidae.